AUGGCUAUCAGAACAUCGAGAUCUCCUAAAGCCAUCUUCUCUUCAUCUUCUUCCCCUUGUUCCAACUGGAUCUAUGACGUUUUCUUGUGUUUCAGAGGUGAGGACACUGGCAAAAACUUCACCGACCACCUCUACUUUGCUUUGAGAGAUGCUGGAAUCAAAAUCUUUAAAGAUGACAAUGAGCUCCGAAAAGGACAAUACCUUGCAUCUGAACUGAUACGGGCAAUCCAAGGAUCCAAAAUCUCUAUCAUUGUUUUCUCAAGGAACUAUGUGGCUUCGAGGUGGUGCCUGGAGGAACUUGUGGAAAUUAUGGAGUGUCGAAGAACUUUGAAGCAACUCAUUCUACCUAUAUUCUAUGAUGUUGAGCCCUCUAAUGUGAGAAACCAGACAGGUAGUUUUGCAAAAGCAUUUGCGAAACAUGAAGAGCAUUACUUGUUGGACAUAGAUAAAGUUCUCAAGUGGAGAAGAGCUUUGUGUGAGGCUGCUAAUUUGUCAGGGUGGGAUCUAAGAAAAACUGCAGACGGGCAUGAAGCAAAGUUUAUUAGGAAAAUUGUUGAAGAGAUUUCAAGAGAACUAAAAAACACACACUUGUUUAUAGCACUCUACCCAGUUGGAGUAGAUUCUCAUGUUCAAGAGAUAACUUUUGGGUUAAAUGUUGGAGCUAACGAUAUUCGCAUGGUAGGAAUCUUGGGAAUGGGCGGAAUUGGCAAAACAACCAUUGCUAAAGCCAUUUAUAACCAAUUUUUUCAGGGAUUUGAAGGUAAAAGUUUUCUUGCAAAUGUUAGGGAAACUUCCAAGGAACCUAGGGGUCAGGUUCAUCUCCAAGAACAACUUCUUUCUGACAUCUUGAAGACAAGUGAGAUAAAGAUAAGUAGUGUUGAUAAAGGAAUCAAUAUGAUUAAAAAAAGACUUGUUAAUAAAGCACUACUUGUGAUACUUGAUGAUGUAGACCAAAUGGAGCAAUUGAAUGCCAUAUGUAGAAGGCGUGAAUGGUUUGGUUUGGGAAGUAGAAUUAUUAUAACAACGAGAGAUGAGCAUUUGCUAAAGGAGUUAGAAGUGGAUAGUGUAUAUAGAGUUACAGCAAUGAAUGACAUUGACUCUCUUGAGCUCUUUAGUUGGCAUGCCUUUAGGAAUAGUUAUCCUAUAAAAGAUUAUACUGAUUUGUCAAGAAGUGUCGUUGCUUACUGUGGAGGGUUGCCACUAGCACUUGAAGUUUUGGGCUCAUUCCUUUUCUCUAGGAGCAUGCUAGAAUGGAAAAGUGCAUUAAAUAAAUUGAAGAGAAUUCCUCAUGAGCAAAUUCAAAAUAAACUUAGAAUAAGUUUUGAUGGACUAAGCGACAAUACUGAAAAGGAUAUAUUCCUUGACAUAUCAUGUUUCUUCAUAGGAAUGGAUAUAGACUAUGUUGUAAAAAUAUUGGAUGACUGUGGUUUUUUUGCAAAGAUUGGAAUUAGUGUCCUCAUUCAGCGGUGUCUUCUUAAAGCUAGUGAGACAAACAAGUUUACAAUGCAUGAUUUGUUGCGAGACAUGGGAAGAGAAAUCGUUCGUGAAAAACACCCCAACAAACCUGGGAAAUGGAGUAGAUUAUGGCUGCAUGAGGAUGCGUUUGAUAUAUUGACAAACCACGAGGGAACAAAUGCAGUUGAAGGACUUACUUUAAAAUUGACAAGUCUAAGUAAGAUGAAUUUCAAUUCAGAAGCAUUUAUGAAGAUGCAGAGACUAAGAUUACUCCAACUUGAUCACGUUCGACUCACUGGAGACUAUAAAUAUCUUUCCAAAGAAUUAAGGUGGCUCUGUUGGCAUGGAUUCCCUCUAAAGUUUAUUCCAAAUGACUUUUAUCCAAGAAACUUAGUUGUGAUUGACUUGCAAUAUAGCAAUCUCAAAAAAUUUUGGGAAAGUCCCAAGUUGCUUGAGAAGAUGAAAAUUAUAAAUCUCAGUCACUCUAAUUAUCUGAGCCAAACCCCUGACUUUUCAAAACUUCCAAAUCUAGAGCAAUUAAUACUUGAAGAUUGUACGAGUUUGCUUGAGGUUCACCACUCCAUUGGAGAUCUUAGUAAUCUUGUUUUGGUGAAUUUGAAAGAUUGCAAAUGCCUUAAAAGUUUGCCAAGGAGUUUCUAUAAGUUGAAGUCUCUAGAAACUCUCAUUCUUUCUGGGUGUUCUAAAAUGCACAAUUUGGCUGACAACUUGGGGGAGAUGGAUUUAUUGACAACUCUUCUUGUAGACAGAACUGCUAUAAGACAAGAAUGGGGUGGAAUUGGUCAAUUGUUUGGCAUUGUCCUCCCCGGAAAUCAAAUCCCCAAUUGGUUCACGUAUCAAUGUGAGGGACCCUCGGUACAUUUUAAAGUACCUACUGCUGGUCCCAUAUUGAAAGAGUUCGGUGUACGUGUUGUCUUUGCAUCACGUGUUCAUGUAUUCUCUUCAUAUAAAGGUAGCAUGUCAUUUAUCAACCAUACCAAGAAUACUAUUCUGAUUGAUUUGGCAGCAACAAUUGGUGGCCCAUUCCUUCCUGGAGAUCACCUAUUCCUACACGAUCACCUAUUCCUACGCAAUAUCGUUCGUACCAAUGAUUUUGAGGACGGUGAUGAAGUAGAGGUUCUUGUAGAUUGGGGGCCUGAAAUCAUUGUGAAGAAAAUAGGGGUCUAUCUAGUAUAUGAAAGGGUUGUUGAUGGAAAAGAUGAGGACCAUGCCAUUGUUGUCAGUGAUGCUGACUAUGACAAUAACAAUACAGAAAACAGAUGCUCCUCUAAGAGAAAAAUGAGAUCUCCAAAUAUGAUUGAGGAUUCACAAACUAUGAUGAAAGAGAAAAAGCUCAAAAAGCUUGCUACAAAGGAAAAUGAGUAUUCUUUUGACUCUUUUGUGACGAGAUCUCAAAAGUUUCAAUUUGAGUGGUUGUAA
Molecule: messenger RNA, 2892 nt
Organism: Corylus avellana
Lineage: Eukaryota; Viridiplantae; Streptophyta; Magnoliopsida; Fagales; Betulaceae
Source: RefSeq, a predicted model, not a curated record